Fusarium oxysporum Fo47 is the source of this 2058-nucleotide messenger RNA. RefSeq lists its product as uncharacterized. The coding region runs from base 185 to 1726 and encodes 513 amino acids. NCBI's taxonomy places the organism in Eukaryota, Fungi, Ascomycota, Sordariomycetes, Hypocreales, Nectriaceae. The transcript is spliced from 4 exons. The record is from RefSeq and is a predicted model, not a curated record. Gene Ontology annotation, molecular function: DNA-binding transcription factor activity, RNA polymerase II-specific; zinc ion binding. Gene Ontology annotation, biological process: regulation of DNA-templated transcription.
GUUUGUCCUUGACUCAAGACAUCUGUCAAAAAGGGAAGCAUUGCUAUUCGCCUGUCAGUGCAUGCAGUAACUUCACGUGACGUAAACUUUCCUAUUAUGGCUCAUCUAAGCUCACCGAGGAGCUGUUAAUGCUAUGAUCUGAUAGGACAGUAGAGGCCGGUGCCCCAUCUUUCUCAUUAUCCUAAUGACUGAUGAAAGGAUAUCACAAGUGCAAAGAACAGGAUGUCUCGCUGAUCUUGGUCUACUACCAACUUAUAAGUUCUUGAAAAUGGAACCAACAAUCCUCCAAGAAGGACGCUUUGAGCCAUACUCUCCUGGAGUCAUUGAUCUUGAAGAGUUCCUCGACAUUGAGCGUCUCUGUGAGGGAACUUCAACACCCUCAAAAUCAGCCCACCCUCUUCCACCUUUAAACGAGAUCCCUAUCCCUGCUGCCACUAGCAAACAGCAAUGUUCCGAAAAGAAGAGACAAGAUGAUACACAACGUGGCUAUGAGAGGAAUCUAUCAUUUAGUCAGCCAAGGCGCAAAGGAAUUCGUUCAACUGUCUCAGUCCCUGAAUAUUCCGUCAUAUGUUUCCCCUCUAACCCCACCAAGCCCGAUGGUAUCAAGAAGAAGAGAAAGGACUUUGAUGAAAAAAGGAGGCUUGAAGUUGCUCGAGUCCGGAAAACUGGUGCUUGCUUCAGAUGCAAAGUUCGAAGAAUAUCUUGUGGCGUAGGGGCUCCAUGUCAAGCAUGUGAAAAAGCGGCUGGUAUUCUUGGAACUCAGUUAUGUAUCCGUGAGAAGUUGACGAAAAUGAGAUUCAGCUCAGGAGAUCUUCACUAUAUCGAUUAUACUGCGAGGUUACUGAACCAGGAGCUUAUCGUAGGCACAACUCAUCUUGGGCCACAUCGAAAAGUCUCCUUGUCCAUGGACUACCUUGACAAUCCAGCUCUAGAGGUUGAAGUUCAGGAUUAUUAUGGAAACACAACACCACCAUGGUUCUGUUGCUGGGUCGUGACAGACCAAGUCGGCGAGCAAGUCGAAUCAUACCGCCAAGAAAGCGCCCGCUAUGCCUUACCGCAGCUUCUUCCACCAAGCCAACUGAUUGACUGGGUCGAAAGAAUGGUUGUUCACCAGGAUACCCGCUGUAUAGGCUUUCAGCAAACCGUGGAUUCAUUCAUCUUGAGGUACAGUCAAUCGGAAGCAUCCCUGCCUAUGUGCGCGUUUGUCCGCAAAGUACACAGGCUCAAUUGCCUGACCAAAAUCCGCUUGGGUCUCAUUCUUUGCGUGGAAAGGGAAGGGAGUAUGACUCCGCCAUCUUGUGCGUUGCAUACCCAGUUUGGCCAGAUCUCAAAAGCGGCCUCCCAACCAAUAGAGAAAGAGGUUCUUCUUGAGCUCGAGAAGGUUGUCUUCGGUACAGUAGGUAUUGGGCCUGAUAACUCAAUCGCCCUCUGGGCUAGCCUCUGGUGCCUGAUACUGAUGUAUCGGAAACUGGUCCACACGUAUAUGGCCUUCCAAGAAUUUCCUUGCCAUGUGCCUGAAGAUUACAGCGGAUUUCCAGAGUGCAAGUUAGAAGUCGGGACGCACUUUUAUCACUAUCUCGUAUCUAUCUACGCAGCCCUAUUCCGCGUAACUAGUCCGCUCUAUGCCGACUUCCGGGUAGCUGCAACACGCAAGCUUCUCAACGAUGACGAGUCUCUCAUCGAAGCCUUCAUGAGCUUACGCACUGAAAGCUUCUAUUUACGUUAGUGGCUUUAAUUUUAUUUGUGGAACAAGAGCUGACUGUUUCUUAGAAAGAGAGUCCAUGUCCAUGUCAGCAUCACACGAUCAAUUGCUGCGCAGAAUGAUACUGGAUCGAGAAGCGGGGCUGAAACCGAAACAACUAAACAUAAAGUGAUUGUUCCUGUUGCUCAUGUGUUUUUGUUCAGUUGGUUGUGUAGGCUUAGGUAUUGUUAACAUCAAACCGUACGAAUGAUAUUACGUUUCAUAGGCAACCCGAAUGGUUACCAUAACAUCCAAGUCAGCAAGCAACCGUCUAGACAAGCAGUAUAUUCAAUAAACCUUACACAAUCUGCUCAUGA